This is a messenger RNA of Suillus clintonianus, 2199 nucleotides long. RefSeq names its product Metallo-dependent phosphatase-like protein. Gene Ontology annotation, cellular component: fungal-type vacuole; membrane. The coding region runs from base 344 to 2017 and encodes 557 amino acids. The transcript has 16 exons. Gene Ontology annotation, molecular function: endopolyphosphatase activity; exopolyphosphatase activity. Gene Ontology annotation, biological process: polyphosphate catabolic process. The record is from RefSeq and is a predicted model, not a curated record. NCBI's taxonomy places the organism in Eukaryota, Fungi, Basidiomycota, Agaricomycetes, Boletales, Suillaceae.
UCCCUGAUACGUAAUGCCGACGGGCCACAGUACUAGUUGGUUUGCAAUGCCAACAUCACCAGUACGGUAGUACUGCUUUUGAUCUCAAUCACACUGCCAUCUGCAGACUUGAGGUCGCCGCUAAAGCGCUCAAUCUUCAAAACCGUCUAGAUCCACGUGGCAUACCUAUUAUCAGUGCAGACCCUAUCUAAAACAUCGUGUCAUUGUUGUGCCACGCUGAAGGUGCGAGCUGUCGACGAUAUUAUUAUCAAACCUCACCAGAAUUGCAUGGCCAGUGCGUGUACGUAUCAUCCCUUGCAAUAUUUAAAACUUCACGAUUGAAUCAGAUCCUGGUUCCCUGAAAAUGAAGAAACGUAUUCCGUGGCUAGCAGGCCUUUUAUGUGGCCAGGUCCUGGCUGCACCUUCUCAAGUCGUCUUGAAUGCGGCCCCGAGUCGACCCGAUCGAAAACUUCACGGACGUUUCUUGCAUAUCACCGAUAUCCAUCCAGACCCAUACUACGAAAAGGGGGCUUCUCAGUCGUCUCAAUGUCAUAGAACAGAGCCACAUGACAAACAGCCGGCUGGAUAUUAUGGUGUACCCUUCAGUACCUGCGACUCGCCUUGGUCUUUGACCAAUUUCACGUUUGAAUACCUAGAAGACCAUUGGAGCUCUGACAUAGACUUUGUUGUAUGGACCGGCGAUAAUGCCAGACAUGACGAAGACAACGAGAUACCUAGGACAGUUGACGAAAUAUUCGCUCUUAAUCGCGCCGUUGCGAAGAAGAUGGAAGAUGCAUUCCUCAGGAAGGGAAUACCGGUUGUACCAAGUUUGGGGAAUAAUGAUGUUUGGCCACAGAAUACUUUAUCUCCAGGUCCGAAUAAUAUAACGAAUGAGUUUGCGUCCAUUUGGGAUGCUUUUAUUCCCUCAGACUCCAAAACUUCUUUCCGAAAAGGCGCAUAUUAUGCAGUAGAAGUGAUACCCGAUGCACUCGCGGUGAUCAGUCUGAGCACGAUGUACUUCUAUCACAAUAACAAAGCUGUGAGAGGGUGUCUUGUCGGUGAUGCCAGCGACCCCGGUAACUUACAUCUUGAAUGGCUGGAAGAGCAACUUGAAAGGUUUCGGGCUCGGCAGGUGCAGGUGUGGGUCACUGGGCAUGUCCCCCCGGCUCUCGACCAUUUCUUUCCCGAGUGUUACUAUCGGUAUGCAGAACUGAGCCUGAGAUAUCAAGAUAUAAUUUUGGGCAGUUUAUUUGGCCAUUUGAACGUCGAUCAUUUCUACUUUGUGGAGGCCGCUGAUCUCAAUAUCAGUCCUGAAGAAGACACGAUGCCGUCCCAUAGUUUCGAGGGUACAAUAUAUGAAACCUUGAUGGCCGACUUUGAAGAGCUUGUGAAGACGAAAAAGCAUCUUAAUUAUGAUGACUAUGCGGUAAUCAGCGUCAGCCCGUCCUUGGUGCCCACGUAUUUGCCUAGCUUCAGAGUGUUCAACUACAACAUUUCGGGGCUGGGAUCAACAACUGUGGGGGCCGUCGGUGAAGACGAGUAUCUCCUGAUGACAAAGAUGGAUCGAGCCUCCCGUCGGAAGCAUUUACCGUAUCGUCAUGGCAAUGAUGGGAACGAUGGCCGCCAAUGCAUGGGUGCGGAUUAUCGGGAUUCGUGGAGGUGCAAGCUUCAGCCCUGGCGUUCUGACAGCCACGCUCCGUCGCGGCAAAAUUCGCUGUGGUCACCUUUGGGUUAUGCGCAGUAUUACAUACCUCAAGUUGAAGAGUAUGACGAGAGCCACGAACCAAGGUUUAAGCUGGAAUACCUAACGUUCCCGAUUUCGAGCCUGCACCUCGCGGAUGGUCCCGUUCCGCUAAGAAACCUGCCCAAGUCACUCCGCGAAGCAGGGGUGACUGAAUCAGAGUUUGCGCCGUAUGGGAUGCAUGAUCUUACGAUUCCGUCAUGGCUAGAUCUAGCCUGCAAGCUGGGGAAGCCGCGGGAGAAAAAGCUCCGAAAGCGGUUCAAGAAGUAUAUGUAUAUGGGAGGCUCUGAGAUUUAAAUGGGCUUGGGAUUGUGAUGGAGAUCAAUGGAUACAAAGAUGUGAGCAUGUUAAGGAGGCGGAGGAAGGUUAUCGGCAUUAAGUUUCAUGGCGGUGUGGGAAGUGCGCGGCGGCGGUGUAGAGGAGAUCUUAUUUGUGCAAACUUGAUCAAAAACAGUUCAGGUUGUUGAUUCUUAACCCGU